Prunus armeniaca (apricot) is the source of this 1341-nucleotide messenger RNA. Lineage: Eukaryota; Viridiplantae; Streptophyta; Magnoliopsida; Rosales; Rosaceae. The record is from the annotation of a GenBank genome assembly.
AUGGCCACGACGAUCAAGCUUGUUAAAGCCCGGCAAAUCUUUGACAGCCGUGGAAAUCCCACCGUCGAAGUUGAUGUUACACUCUUCGAUGGAACCUACGCAAGAGCAGCCGUUCCAAGUGGAGCUUCCACAGGUAUCUAUGAAGCCCUGGAGUUGAGAGAUGGUGGAUCGGAUUAUCUUGGGAAAGGUGUCCUUAAAGCUGUGGAGAAUGUGAAUUCGAUCAUUGGACCUGCUUUGAUUGGAAAGGACCCAACAGAGCAGACCAAAAUUGACAAUUAUAUGGUACAACAGCUUGAUGGAACUGUUAACGAAUGGGGUUGGUGCAAACAGAAGCUUGGAGCAAAUGCUAUACUGGCAGUGUCUCUUGCUGUCUGCAAAGCGGGUGCCAUUGUGAACAAGAUCCCUCUUUACAAGCACAUUGCCAAUCUUGCUGGAAACAAGACCUUGGUGCUACCUGUACCUGCAUUUAAUGUCAUUAAUGGAGGUUCUCAUGCAGGCAAUAAACUAGCAAUGCAGGAAUUCAUGAUUCUCCCUGUUGGAGCAUCUUCUUUCAAGGAAGCCAUGAAGAUGGGUGUAGAAGUAUAUCAUCACCUGAAGGCUGUAAUUAAGAAGAAGUAUGGACAAGAUGCCACAAAUGUUGGGGAUGAAGGCGGCUUUGCACCUAAUAUUCAGGAAAACAAAGAGGGUCUUGAGCUGCUGAAGACAGCCAUAGCUAAAGCUGGAUAUACUGGAAAGGUUGUCAUUGGGAUGGAUGUUGCUGCUUCAGAAUUCUAUGAUAACAAGGAUAAGACUUAUGACUUGAAUUUCAAGGAAGAGAAAAAUGAUGGAUCACAAAAAAUAUCAGGAGACAGUCUGAAGAAUGUUUACAAGUCAUUUGUUACUGAAUAUCCAAUUGUGUCGAUUGAAGAUCCCUUUGAUCAGGAUGAUUGGGAACACUAUGCAAAGAUGACUGCUGAAAUUGGUGAGCAAGUGCAAAUUGUUGGCGAUGAUCUCCUUGUCACAAAUCCAAAGCGAGUGGAGAAAGCAAUCAAGGAGAAGACCUGCAAUGCUCUUCUUUUGAAGGUGAAUCAAAUUGGUUCAGUAACUGAAAGUAUUGAAGCCGUGAAGAUGUCAAAACGUGCUGGCUGGGGUGUCAUGGCAAGUCACCGAAGUGGUGAAACUGAGGAUACUUUCAUUGCUGACCUUUCUGUUGGGCUGUCGACGGGCCAAAUUAAGACUGGAGCUCCUUGCAGAUCAGAGCGGCUUGCUAAAUACAACCAGCUUCUUAGGAUAGAAGAGGAGCUUGGAUCUGCAGCAGUCUAUGCCGGAUCGAAAUUCAGAGUACCAGUGGAACCAUACUGA